Messenger RNA from Fusarium graminearum PH-1, 1153 nucleotides. RefSeq lists its product as uncharacterized. Bases 221 to 754 code for a protein of 177 amino acids. The record is from RefSeq and is a predicted model, not a curated record. Lineage: Eukaryota; Fungi; Ascomycota; Sordariomycetes; Hypocreales; Nectriaceae. The transcript has a single exon.
UUUGCAUCCAUCCCCUUCAGCUUCAAGCACAUCUUUGGCGAAUACACAUCCACCGACUGUUCCUUUUAUCGGACAACAAUCAAACCUGAGAACCAAUGUCGAGUACGCGCCAUCUGUAAAGUCUGGACGUUCCGGAACCGUUGUGCCUCAGCGGGCUGGCUUGUAUCCUGCAGAGAGCACUCGCGCUACCGGCGAUCGUACUGAUCUCCUAUGGUCCGAAAUGCAAGCAACCUUGGAAGAAGUCGAACUGUCAGCCUCUGGAGGGACUCACGUUUUUGGCCCAGAUCAUGACAGAAAACUGGCUGACCUGCGAGCCGCUCAAAUCGCCCUCGCUCAAGCCUGGGCAAGAAGUGAAGCAGACGAUGUUAUAGAAACAGCACAGCUCGAUCAUGUGGGUUCUGCUACCGGAUCCGAAGUUCGAAACUUGAAGGGUGCAUUGGGAGACACGUCAAAGUCUGGCUUUGAAGGCACCGAGAGGAGUGCAGUUGGAAGCAGCAGCAUUUCGCGCCCCAACAGCAGCGGCACCGGAGUAGAGAGACUGGGUCAUAAGCUCGAAGAAGAGACAGAAGUGGACAUUCUUCUGGCAAGGAAACGACGGGAAGCCAACGAUCGGUAUUUCCAACGAGUCAACCAGGGCGUCAUCGACGUUGUAACACGGCUAGAAGAUGUUGCUGUCGCCAUGAGAGCUGUUGAACAGGAGAGCAAGGAAGUCUGGAGCGAGAACGACAGUAUUCCCGGAGGCGCAAGAGCAUGAUCACGUUGUACAUGUGAUUUCAUCGGCAUUUCGAGUUCGGCGUUGCAAGGAGUUAGGCGAGAUUUAUCGAGCAUUCGCGGCGUUUCACGAUCAGGGAGAAAUUACCCGGCUAUAGACUGAAUAGGUCCUGAAUAAACAUGAUCAUCCAGCUUCGUUGUGAUUAACACUUGAUACUGCAUUGACGCUAUCACUGUACUUCUAGACUCUGAUUGGUAGAUAUAGAACCGACAUGGCUUUGCGCUUGGGACAUAAUGGUGCGGAGACAGGCAAAGGCUGAGGCCUAGAGACAAACUGCAGACCAACUCAAUGACGACACAUGAAUAUGAGCUCUGUCACUGAGUUGCGCUAUCGACUCGCUAUGAUAGUUGUCCAAUGGAAGGGAUAUGCUGCUGCAACGUC